Trichomonas vaginalis G3 is the source of this 1407-nucleotide messenger RNA. RefSeq names its product inner dynein arm assembly. The coding region runs from base 1 to 1407 and encodes 468 amino acids. The transcript has a single exon. The record is from RefSeq and is a predicted model, not a curated record. NCBI's taxonomy places the organism in Eukaryota, Parabasalia, Trichomonadida, Trichomonadidae.
AUGAAAAAAUCGAAGGAAAGUCUCGAAAAUCUCGAAGAAGUUUCCUCAAGGCCGGGUUCAGAUGAAUCCGCAGCAAGGCAAUCGUAUUCUCGUCCAUCGAAUCCUUUCAGAAUUCCAGACGAUAAAGAACAAUUUCAACUUCAUGAAACUAUGAGGAAUUCAAUGAAAAAAUCUAGAUCAAGACUUCUCGACAUACAGCCAAAUCGCGAAAAUUUCCGUCAUCUGACCCAAGUAACAACUCAACCGAUUUCAGCUGAAGAAAAAGCUCUUGAUGCACUUAUUCCAGCACCAGAUUCUUCAAAGAAUAGAGAAGGUCUACGAGAAUUCAUUUCACAAAAAAGAGAAAUCUUUCUUGCACAACUUGCAAUUGAUACAAAAAGAGAAGAACUUCAACGCCUAGAGAAACUUGAGAAGGAAGAAGAGGCUGCAUUAAAGGCUAAGGCUGCUGAAAUAAACUUAUUCAAGACACAAUUCGCAAAUUUCAUAGAAUCUGAUGGUAAAGCUACAAUGGAAGCACGAUCAUCAGCAGAACGUAAAUCUAAAGAAAGACUACAAGUUUCAAUGAAGAUUAAACAAGUUUCAAGCCAAAUUUCCACUUUACGAAAUGAAAUUGCUCAUCAAGACGAAAAACUUGCCGAAUGCCAACAAUACCAACAAUUCUUAGAAUCCUUAACACCUCCUGAUUGGCGUGCUGCCCAUCCUAACGAGAUGUACUUUAAAGAUCCAGAGCAAUUAAUUACAAUUAUCAUUUCUUUAGAAGAACAGAACAUGUUUUUGAUCAGACAUUGCCAAGAGGCCGAAGAAGCAGUCGAGCGCUACAGAGCUAAGUUCAAUGACCUGUUGCAGAGUCGUGAAGGUGGUUUAAAGGAAAUGAUGAACAACAAAGAGGAGAAAGAGAAAGAGUUAAUGCAGGCAAGGGAAAACAAUGGUCAAUACAAAACAGAUGGAGCAUUUCAUUAUGGAAAUGAGUUAAAUGAUGACGAAUAUAAUCAAAUUCAGCAAGAUAUCAUCAUUUUCCAUAAGAGUCUUGGUUUUGAUAUUGCAAGUUCAACAGAUAUCUCAAUGAUGCUCAGAAGAAUCGAAAAUAAGAUGGAACAAUUAAUUUUGAAACUUGAAAAAGCAGAACCAUCACAUGUAAAAGCUCUUGCACUUGAGAAAGAGAGAGAAAGAAGAGAUCUCAAGAGAACUAAGGAUCAGGAGGAGAAGCAGCAAGCACAAGCCGAGAAAGUUAGAAAGGCCAUUGAAUUGGCUAACAAGCCUAUCGAAAGAAAACUUGGAAGACCUGUUGUUGAAAGAAUUAUUCCAAAGAAGGGUCAAACACGUCAGGAAGAAGAAGACAGAGCGAGAAAGGAAAUGAUGGAGAAAGAAGCAGACGAACAACUCUUGUUCGGACAGAUUUGGGAUUGA